AAAAAAAAAAACAAUAUUUAGAUGCUUCUCAAUUCUGAUUAGGCCAACUGAGGAGAGAGAAGCCAUUUGUAUGCUUUAAAAAGUAAGCUUAAGGGAGGUUUGGUUAUAGGUCUACCAACUGGUGGUUAGGUUUUGAACUCUCUUAAGCAAUGAAAAUCACACAACCAUAUCCAUAAAUAACAAACAAAACAACCACCAUUUCUAGUUUCAUGUACCUUGCUUGGGUUUUUAUGUCACACGUGAGAAACCUUGGAAUCAUUACCAGACAAAUAUUCUUAAAUUAUUCUACUCUUGUUCAAUAAAAAAUAUAUAUAUUGUACCCUGUUGUUGGUCCAUUAAAAAAAAUAUUACCUUUAAUUGGGCUGGCGUAAAUGUUCCAAUGAUAAGGAGGUUGGUUGCUUCUGUUUAUGUUUGGAAAUAGUAUCUGUAUCUCUUGGGAUUAGUUUUCGUGUUUAAAAAUUUUGUCUUUGUGUUUUCUAGCCCUUUCUGUUCCCUAUCCUAGGCGCAUCAUUUCUGGGGUUUUGAGGAUUUUUUAUGUGAUUACCCUUCAGUUGGGCAAUAUUUUUGGUUAUCGGUCAGUUUAUGGGGAGCACUGUGGGUGCUUUCUCAUUAAUCUCAGCGCACUUGACCUGAGUUUAGUGAGAGGAAGGAGGUGAUGGCUACUUAUUACCCCAGUUUAAGCAGCCAACGAGAGAACUUGCAAGGUUCACAUCCUGGAGAUCAGAAACUUACUUCUUAUUCAGAACUUCCAUCUCAUCAUAGUAACAUGACAAUUUAUGUUAACCAAGCGUCUGGUCCUGGGUCAUACUCAGAAUUUUUAUCAGGGAGCUCCUUGUCUCUUCACAAUUGCGCUGAAUUUUCCUCUGUCGGAGAUAGGAAUGAGAUGAUGUUCAUUCCGCCUACUACUGACACAAUGAAUUUGCAAACAAUUGAUGGACAAUUAAACACAGCAGUCGAUCAUCCUGCACGGAACCAUGUUAAUGGGGAUUCCCAGGUGGUUUCAAGGGCGCAACUUGGCAUUCUAGAUAGUGAACAGAAUUUCCAUAGUCAAGGAUUAUCUUUAAGUCUUGGCACAGAGAUGCAAUCUGCAGUUUCUGUGCCAUCAUUUCAGUAUCAAAAUCUGAACCUACUUUUGCCUUCAUUGUCAAGUCCACAUCCUCCUGCGACAGGAAAAUGGGCAUUAUCCUAUGAAGGUGAUGGAAGUAGUCCAAGUAAGGGGUUAAAAAAUUCUGACUGCUUGUCUGCUUUUGCUGGAGGAAACCAUAACCCUAUAAAAACAGAGGCAUCCCGCAAUCUGCAGGGCUUAGAUAGCCAAAACGAUGUUCAUGAUACUUAUAUGUAUGCAUCUUCAGGUUAUACUCUUGCUACCUUGAACUCUAAAUACGUCAAGGCAGCACAAAAACUGCUUGAUGAAAUGGUCAGUGUUAGAAAGGCCCUGAAGCAGCGUCAAUCCAACAAAUGUUUUGAUGACACUGAGGAGGCGGAUGGAAGAUCCAAAAACCAAUCUAUCCCUCCCACAUCAAGUGGUAUGUCUUCAGGCCCCAGCGAGUCAACUGCCAAUUCCUCUCCUGAGCUGUCUCCUGCAGAACAACAAGAGUUGCAGAACAAGAAGACGAAGCUUUUGUCCAUGUUGGUCGAGGUAGACAGAAGAUACAAACAGUAUUACCAUCAAAUGCAAAUUGUGGUGUCAUCUUUUGACAUGGUUGCGGGUCAUGGGGCUGCUAAAUCAUACACAGCACUUGCUCUCCAAACAAUUUCCCGUCACUUCCGUAGUUUGCGCGAUGCAAUUACUGGCCAGGUAGAAAUAAUAAGCAGAAAGCUGGGGGAGCAAGAUACUUCACCAAAUGGUCAAGGAGGGAUACCACGUCUCCGCUAUGUUGAUCAGCAACUCAGACAGCAGAUGGCUCUUCAGCAGCUUGGUGUGAUGCGACAUGCUUGGAGGCCUCAAAGGGGCCUUCCUGAGAGCUCUGUUUCAAUCCUUCGAGCCUGGCUUUUUGAGCAUUUCCUUCAUCCCUACCCUAGUGAUUCAGAGAAAAUUAUGCUAGCAAAGCAGACCGGCUUGACCAGAAACCAGGUUGCAAACUGGUUCAUAAAUGCACGGGUGCGCCUUUGGAAGCCUAUGGUUGAGGAAAUAUACAAAGAAGAAUUUGCUGAUUCAGAAGCAAUCUCUAAAUCUUCUCUAGAUGAUGGUAAAAAAGCAAAUGGAGAGAAUCAUUUGGCAUCUGAGAAUAGGCUAGACGAUUUUCAGGACAGUGUGACUUCUUCAGCUGCUGAUACUACUUGUCCAGUGCAAGUUCAUAACAUAAAGUCUGAUCUCAUUCCUGAUAUAGAAAUGAAUAAAACUAUUACAACAACAGUGCUACAGAACGAUUCUAUCGGUGACAAUGUUACAGAUUCUGGAAUUAAAAAACACCAGCUCAACCAAAGGUCUAACAUAGGUGACCAUAGCCCCUAUCCGGACAAGAAUAUCCCAUAUGACCAACAUGUUGAUCAUAGUUUUAUGCCUGCUGCUCUUUCAUAUGAUAUAUCAGAGUUAAGUGGAUUUGCAAUUGGCAGCCAGGUAUCACUUGCAUUGGGACUACAAAGUCAUGAAACUGAUGCUUUUCAAAUCUCUGAUGGGAACCAUAUUAGAAGUAACAAUAUGGCAGCUUCAUCUAUGGGACCUGAUACAAUGGAUUAUCAUUGCAUGGAUCCAGGAAAGCAACAGGAAAGGUUUGGCAAUUCUCAUCUGUUACAUGAUUUUGUAAUUUGAAAAAAAAAAUCUUGCUUCUGCCUUCUGGCUUUAUGGGUCAAACUUUUCGAUAAAAGGUCGUCAAGUUUUUGAAUAACCAAAAGCAGAAAAUCACACGCCCCAUGAAAUUGCCCUGGUGCCCAUCAUUCUGCUCGGUUAUGGUUUGAAUAGGAAACAGUCAAUGCUGCUACAGACAUAGAUGUACAUAUAGGCAUGAUGCCUACCUGUGAUAUACAAAUAGAUUGAUGGAUUGUAGUCACAUUUGUAAAGAUACAAUAAGCCGCAUGCAGUCUUCUGCACUCUAUUGAAUAAGGAAUUUUGUACAAGUACUCUCUAUUUGUGACACUGAUGUAUCAUAUCAUUCAAAUUUCUCAAAUAAGUUUGACAUGAGAAUUAACUUGCAUUUGGAUUAA
Molecule: messenger RNA, 3144 nt
Organism: Jatropha curcas
Lineage: Eukaryota; Viridiplantae; Streptophyta; Magnoliopsida; Malpighiales; Euphorbiaceae
Product: BEL1-like homeodomain protein 3
Biological process (GO): regulation of DNA-templated transcription
Molecular function (GO): DNA binding
Source: RefSeq, a predicted model, not a curated record